AUGCAGAAGGGGGUGCCAGCCCCUCGCCUCAUUUCGGAGACUGGUGUCACCCCCACCCCUGGAAUCCAUGGGGGCUCAGCUCCCUCUCUCCUGCUCCCUGCAGCCGCGAGCCAGGAGCCUGUCGGCAUGGUGGGGAAGUGUGACACCAUCUACCAGGGCUUUGCCGAGUGCCUCAUCAGCCUGGGGGACAGCAUGGCCCAGAGCGUCCGGCGGCAGCGGGAGGAGGGUGGCGAGGAGGCGCAGGAGCUGGACACCAUCUGCAAGUCCUGGGACGACUUCCAUGCCUGUGCCAGCGAGGUGCUCUCGAGCUGCCCCGAGGAAACCGCCGCCAUCUGGGAAUCGCUGCGCCAGGAAUCCCGCAAGAUCCAGUUCCAGGGGAACCUGCAGGAGCUGUGCAGCGCCCGGGGACCUUACUAA
This is a messenger RNA of Egretta garzetta (little egret), 417 nucleotides long. RefSeq names its product neuritin 1 like (gene NRN1L). Gene Ontology annotation, biological process: nervous system development; neuron projection extension. The transcript has 4 exons. The coding region runs from base 1 to 417 and encodes 138 amino acids. NCBI's taxonomy places the organism in Eukaryota, Metazoa, Chordata, Aves, Pelecaniformes, Ardeidae. Gene Ontology annotation, cellular component: plasma membrane. The record is from RefSeq and is a predicted model, not a curated record.